AUGGCAAACCCGCAGGCUUCCUCCGUGUGCGAACUGCCCCCAGAAUCUCUCAAGCGGGCACCGGAACUGCCGUCAAGCUCCAAGGAUUCGUACGCGACCAGCCAGGCGACAGGAGACUGUGCGUCCGUGAACGAAGGCCUGGUGCGUCCCUCCAGUUCGUCUGGGACCGUCGCGCAAGAAUACGCCGAAGAAGGCGAAGACGGAUCGGGCAGCUGCGUCUAUGUCUGGUCGACCACGUCGAGUGCACGAAAUGAACAGACGGGCGAUCGGUCCUCGGAGGCGGCAGGAAUUGUGCUUUCUCAACCCAACAAAUUCUCUUCCUAUCUGCGGAUCCUAUCCGUGGCGUGCGGCCAGUCACUGGCUGCCUUCAUCGCAGCGGACGGAAAACUGUAUUGCUGGGACUGGGACCUAAGCAGCGGAGACCUUCACGCAAGCAGCCCACAACUUGUCGAGGGCGCCAAUAUCGAGAAGAUGACGAUCAAGCAGGUGUCGUGCGGAGCGAAUCAUCUCGCUUGCGUCAACGAUUCUGGCCGAGUCUUCACCUACGGGUCGAACGAGAGCGGCCAACGAGGCAUGGCGGCAGAAGGCCCGCCGUCGUCCCGGAUUGCUGACGAAGUGUUUUUCUCAUGCCGAGCGAAACAAGUGGCCUGCGGGCCUCAGUACACCCUGGUGGUCCUCGAUGACGGCCGCGUUUAUGGCAUGGGAGACGGGAGCCACGGCGUACUGGGGAACGUUUCGAACAAGAUUGUUCGAAUUCCAACCAAGAUCAACUUCCAGGACCGUCGCGUCGCCUUCGUUGCGGCCGGCAUUAGCCAUGCGUUAGCCAUCACAGACCUCGGAAGCACUUACGCCUGGGGCCGCAACGACUCUGGCCAGCUCGGCCUCGGCCACACGGACGAUCGGUGGACACCGCAAGUGGUGUGCGAACUCUCGGGCCACAAAACGAUUAUGGUCGCUGCGCAUACGGCUAGCGUAGCUCUGACAAAGGAGAGAAAGCUGUUUGCCUGGGGGACGAACUCCCUUUUGUCCCCUGCGAUGAUUUUCUCACAACCGUUCCAAGAUGUUGAUUUGGGAGACGCCCUCUUUUGCCUGGCCGAAGACGGCGGCGAGCAGUCCCUUUUAGUUACUCCUUUGUGUCAGCUCCGUUCCGGCUCGUCCACGUCGGGCUGCAUGCGAAUCAGCUUGUCGGGGAUCAUGCAACUUUCGGCCGCUCCCGGCGUGCUCCUCGCCGUUGGACCCCCCUCGGACGGACCCGACGAGCCCGCUGAAUAUGUUCACGCGGAGGAGAGUUGCGGCGCGUCGUGGCCAGCGGCGACUGCAGAGACACAGGCUGGAGGUGGCGACGCCCUUUUCCCCGCGACGGCUACGCGGCACGCGCAUCCCGAGGCGCCACUCAAGAGCGCCCUGCGGAGGUACUCCGAGGGGUGUCUCACCAGCGCCUCCCGUUCGUCCUCGGUGGGGAGCGAGAAAUCUCGCAAGCGCGUCACGUUCGCAGACACAGUCACGCUCUUUUGCCUGGAGCCCCGACCAGAACUCCAGGCUCCAGACGACGCAAGUUCUCCCUCAGCGGAUGCGGCACCUGGAGACCCGAAAGCCGUCAAAAACACGAAGCGGGUAUCGGCGACUGUGCCCGCCCGGCAGGGCCAGAGCAGAAGCAAGGCGGACCCUAGCCGGCCUCGAUCGCGAUCGGCCAGCCCAGGGGGACGUUCACGUGAAAAGGGGGCGUCCUCCAACGCGACGCCUCCCUCGCGGCCCCAAAUGCAGCCUUGUUUACGAGCGGGGAACAGUGCUUCUGCUACUGCCGCAUCUGGCUCGGCAGGCGGUUCCAGCGGCCGGGCACCGGCUGCCGAGUCGGGGGCGUCUUGCGUCGAUUCAAAGGCCAAGGCCACCAGGAAGCAGUCCGCUGUCGCGAGUCAAAUGGGCAAGCAAAGCCCAGCGACUGAACGCGGAGGGAAUGGUGACGCACCUCGAGCCGCCGCACAAGCCAAACGCCAGCUUCGCCGAUCCGGAGAUAGUGCUGCGGAUCCGGCGCCGGCGACUGCCAAAGCACCCGACACGAACCUGGGUGACGGCGACAGCGGCCUAAAGGAAACUGCGGUGCGUGUAACAACAGAACAACCGGGAAAGCAUGGCGCGGCCAGCCGACCUGAGAAGCCGGUUUCCGUGGCGACUGAUGACGAGCUGGCAGGAGCCCUUGCGGCCGACGUUUGUCCCGGACCAAGUGGGGGCUCGACCCCGGAAUUCGGAUGCGUCAACAACGUGUACUUUGGCGGCAGCCCGUCCUCGUCCAACACGCCCUUGCCUGUUCACGGCGCAUUCCCGUGCGGACAGGAGUUGGUGUCGGGCCAUCUGGCCACACCGGGAAGCGCCGUCGCAGGGGAUUCACUCCAGAUGGCCGGGCCAGGGCCCACUGCAGGCGCCAGGCCUGGGAACUUCAAGGAGGAAUUCAGCAAGCAGACUGCAGCACUCAGUCCGCACGAAAACGCAUCUGCCAUUGCACAGACGCUCGAAAGAAGCCACGCGUCGAUGGCCUGCCCGAACGACCUGGCGCUGGCUCAAGCGGCGGCGCCGCAGCAAAUGGAGUUUUUUCCCUUGUUCCGCGAAGGCAUGGACGGCCCGGUCCACAGUCACGCGCAGAGGGCGGGCCCCAGAGUCGGCUCGGGAACAGCCGGAAGCGCCGUUGUUGGAAUGCCCCUGCAAGAACGGUCUAGCGACCAAGCCAGCCUAGGCUGCCUGAGCCAUCCUGCGCCGUUAACCGCGGUUGGGACGCAUUUGCGGAUGUUUCCACCAGCCAGCGACAUGUCGGAUCCGAUGGCUGCUCCGCACGGGCAAGUUUGCGCAUUCCCAUCUUCGGUGGGCAUGGUGGGGCGCCUCUCUGCGUCGAAUGUGGGCUGGGGGCCGUCGCCGGCCGCUCCUUUCCCGGCAGCUCGGAACUGCUUUGGCCCACCAGACAUGCUUCGCCAGCAACAGCCGCAGAAUUUCUUUGCAGACUCGGAACUCGCUCGUCUGUACGACGUCUCGGACAUCGUGAAGAAGCAGAAAGAAUUCCGCGAAAUUCGGAGCGUACUCUGCGCGGCACAGGAGGAUAUUGCGGAAGUGGAAAAAGAGAAGGAGGAGCUGCGGCGGGAGCUGCGAGAGACAAAGACGGCUUUGAAAGAAUCCCUUGCAAAACUUGAGGAAUCGGCUGAGGCUAACAGCGUUAUGGAGCGGGCUCUCGCCGCUCAGAAGAAGCGAAUUCAAACCCUGCAAGAAGAGCUCGACGAGGAGGCACAACAGAGCCAUAAUGACUUGACCCAAGUGCUGCAGAAGCUCAGUCAAGCGGAACAGGACCGAGCAAAGCUGGCUCGUUCUCUCGCUGCUGCGCAGGACUCCCUUCAGACUUUUCAAAAGCACAAGCCGUUGCAGGAGCGACUGGAACGCGAGGCUUCGGCACUGAGACAACAGUUGAAAACUCAGAAAGACGAGCAGGCGCAUCAAUUAAAACAGGCAGAAGAAGCCAUAGGAGAGUGGCGUGAGGCUCAUGCAAAGCUACAGGAGGCCUUGAUGGAGGCGGAACAGAACCGCAAAUCAGAGGUCGACGAACGCCAGGCUGAGGUUGACCGGUUGCAGAAGCAGCUUCAACAACUUGAGGAAGAAUUGCAGCACGUGAAAGACCAGGUGGACAUGGCAUCCCAAUCAACCAUCGAAACCGAACGGCAGCGCAGAGUCGCCGCGGAAGAGAGAGUCGACGAGCUCGAGGCAGCGCUGAACGAGUUGGCCGCCGAUUUCGCUGCGAGCAAGAGAGCAAACACGCGGCAGAAACGCGAGCUGGACAGCGUGACUGAGGAAAAGCUACGAGCGCUCCAAGAGAACGAGGAACUGCGGGAGGAGCUGCAGAGAGCGCGAGACGAGAUUGGAAAGGAGGAAGUGCGCGUGAGCAGCCUCCAGAGCGAGAUUCAAGAGUUGCGGGUCGCGGCUUCAGGUGCAGAGUUGGCGAAGAAUCGGCAGCUCGAAGUAACGGAGCAUCUUGAGCAGAAGGUCGCAGAACUGACCGGAGAGCUGUCCAGCUGUAAAGAGGAGAUUGCGAAAAAGGAAGAGCAACUUCAAAAAUAUGCACAGAUGAGCUCACAGAUCGAGGCCUUGCAGUCCGACCUGACCGCACACCAGAACGCGGCCAGAGAUCAGCAGAGUGUCCUCCACGAACUCCAGAUGGAGCUGACUGUUUACAAGCAGCGCCAAGCAUCGGAGCUACAGGCAAUCACCGAACAGAAAACGUAUCUGGAAAAGAAGGUCCACGACCUUGAAGAGGCGAAAGAAGAAGUCGAAGAAAGCGUUGCGUCUUUGCAGGAAGAGCUCAGUUGUCUCAAGAAGGAAGACGAGGCACAGAAAAUUAGGGAGCGCCUGGUCACUGCGCAGGUCGAUCAGCUCUUCCAAGUCCUUCGCCACCAUGUAGACCUCGAGGCAUCGGUCAGUGACAGCGAGAAGAGCAGCGCGAAAGACUCGCCGGCCGCCGAUGGAAUUUCCGAGCAUCCCGUGGUUGCAGUAUCGAGGGCGAUCAGCAUCUGGACUUUCGAAGAUGUCCACUCAAUCUGCGAGAAAUGGAAUCUAGCCCUUCUCGUCGACGCCGAACUGCACAAACUCCGAGAUCGGCUAUUCGACUUGACAAGGAGGGAAACCGAGUUGAAGGGCCAGUUGGCUGAAGCUGCUGACCACCAGCAAAAGGAACUUCAAGCGCGGCAAAAACUGGAGGAACUUGAGGAGAAACUUCGUCGGACACAAGAAGAUGCCGAAAGAAAUGAGAAGAAGAUGCAAGAAGCUCAGCAGGCCGGAAGUUGGUCAACGGCGCGUUUCUUGGAGCAACAAAAGUACUUCGAGAUGGAAUUAGGCAUAACAAAGCGACAACUGACCGAGUGCCGGUCCGAAGUACACCAGCUUAGAACGAGAAACAGCGCUCUGCUUCUCGAUCUCACCAAGCAGGAAGAGCGCAUCGCAAACCUCAUCAAGCAGAACGAGCGACUUGCGGCUCGACGGCGGCAAUCCCGCCUCCAAACUGACCGGUCUGCUACCAGUACAAGCGCUUCUUCACUGGAGCUCGGGCCUGGUGGACCGGCAUUCCCACUUGAAGAAAUCUGUGAAGGCACAUCUCCCAGAAAGCCUGAAUCCGCGUCUCCGAGACGCGGGUCCAAGUCCCGGGCGAAUCGUGUCGACAUGGUGGCGACCUGA
Molecule: messenger RNA, 5202 nt
Organism: Neospora caninum
Lineage: Eukaryota; Apicomplexa; Conoidasida; Eucoccidiorida; Sarcocystidae
Product: regulator of chromosome condensation domain-containing protein
Exons: 30
Coding region: 1-5202 (1733 amino acids)
Source: RefSeq, a predicted model, not a curated record